Molecule: messenger RNA, 573 nt
Organism: Penicillium robsamsonii
Lineage: Eukaryota; Fungi; Ascomycota; Eurotiomycetes; Eurotiales; Aspergillaceae
Product: DUF967 domain protein
Exons: 2
Coding region: 1-573 (190 amino acids)
Biological process (GO): post-translational protein targeting to endoplasmic reticulum membrane
Cellular component (GO): TRC complex
Source: RefSeq, a predicted model, not a curated record
AUGGCUCUUUCCGCACCCAGCACAGAUCCGCAAGUCCUAAUCGCGCAAGAAACAAGCACGGGCCAAAUCUUCAACAAGUUCACAGCAGACACCGCUUGGCAGCUAGGAAAUGCACUAAGGGACCGAAUCCUCAGCCUCCCGAGCGGACAGCGCAAACCCGCCCUGAUCUCCAUUGCACUCGCCGGCGGAGUCCCGCUCCAUGUGGUAUUUCAGUCUGUGACAGAAAGCGGCACGAUCCCGGACAACGAGAACUGGGUACGACGGAAGCGCAACACGGUGCUCCGCUGGGGUGUCUCGAGCUGGGCUAUGAGACAAAAGACCAUUAGUGGGCUCACGGCUGGUGCCUCGGCGGACCAGAUCGAGGCUGCUUUUGUUAAAAAAUAUGCUGUUCCGAGUGCCACUGGAGGUGCUGUUGCGGAUGAGUAUGCUAUCCAUGGCGGUGGCUACCCGAUUCGCGUGCAUGGUGUUGAUGGACUUGUUGGUGUUGUUGUUGUUAGUGGGUUGAAACAGGAGGAUGAUCAUCAGGUUGUUGCAGAGACCAUUCAGGCGUUCGUGGCUCAACAACUAAAAUAG